Messenger RNA from Camelus dromedarius (Arabian camel), 5831 nucleotides. RefSeq lists its product as uncharacterized. The transcript has 9 exons. The record is from RefSeq and is a predicted model, not a curated record. The coding region runs from base 125 to 1492 and encodes 455 amino acids. Lineage: Eukaryota; Metazoa; Chordata; Mammalia; Artiodactyla; Camelidae.
UUGGCGACCAUGCUGCUGACAGGCCUGGGCCUCGUGCUAAGACCCUCGCUGGCCCAGGCCUGCCCCAUGCAGACCUGGAGGCCUCAGUGGAGGGGCCUUGGGGAGCCUCACAUGCCCAUGGAGUAUGUGCCCCUCAGGGACAGGGAAGCCACCCCCGGCCACAACCUUGGAGGACAUCAGUGUCCGCACGCUAUAUGACAAGCUUGAGGACCAGAGCCUGCAUGUGGCGGCCCAGCUGAGCAGGCACAGGGAUGACAUGCUGGCUUUCUACAGGGGCGCCUGCCGGCAGCUCCAGGAACUCAAGGACCUCCUGCAGGGCUUCAGCAUGACUGAGCAGCCAGGUCUGGGCAGCGGUGGGGACCCAGUGACGGGGGCCGGAGCCGCUGCCAGGACAGACGACGGGCAAAGCCAGGACUCGUGGGGCAGCCACACUGCGGCUUCUCCCAGGGAGCCCUGGCAGUGUCCUCCAGGCUGUACCCUCAGCGUCCCUCCCGCGGGCUUUCAGCCAGAGCUGGACAGAGUGCUUUACGCUCUGGCGUCGGCACUUUCUCAGGCAAGCGGACCACCAGCUCGGAUCAGCAGAAAGGCCUCUGGUCAGGUUGGUGAACAGCCUCUCUCUGCUCGUCAGCGAGACCCUCAACUGGUGGAUGAAGUGCUCCUGAAGCCCCGGCCUCUGCCCUCGGAUGAGAAGCACCAAGGCCCAAGCCCCCAGCAGCAGCCAGGACCUGGGCGGCCCCCCCAGGGUGACGCCAAAGGAACAGACGCUGAGAGCCGGGGACGUGGACGCAGGACUGGAGCCUUUCCUGGGCUGCAGAGAAAGAUACGGCAGGUGGAAGACAAUCUGGAUGGGCUGAAUGAGGAGUUCUUCCAGCUCACUGCUCAAGCCUUAGUGCUCCAGAAAGAAGAGGACAGGCCAGGCCAGCUGUCGCCAAGUGAAGGCAACAUGUUUGUGGUGCUUCCCAGAACCGGCCCUCCUGUGUGGCAGAAACACAGACCCGACCCAGCAGAGGCCGGAGGCCCCGGCAGAGAGAACCUGGGAACCUGGGCCCUGAACAGUGACCAGGCCCUGACACUGGAGGCCAGGAGAGCCUGCCUGGCCCAGAGGGCGGAAGACCUGGAGUGGGAGCUGUCCCUGCUCCUCCAGGUGGCAGGUGGCAGCCGGCCCCACCUGGGGAGACGUGAGUCACACAGGGGCCAUGGGGCCUUCUCCACGCAGACACGGCUCCUCUGCUCACUGCUGGCAGGAAGGGGUGGGCUCUGGGGGACUGCCUGGCCCAGAGUGUGUGCUGGGCUUCAUGGCAUGCUCCCCGGUAACACCCAGAUUUCUUUCAAAGCCUGGACCUCGGCUUGUGCUGAUUUCUGUCUGGGAUCCUUUGGGGUGAGGCUGGAAAAUCAGUGUGCAUUCCCAUCACUAACUCUGUCCAUUGAGCCUCUGUGCUUCACUUGGAGCCCCGGCUUCAGGGGUGAGAGGUGCCUGGGGUGGGGACUAUGAGAACUCAGGUGCAGCCCCAGCCCAGAACUUCCACUCCCACCUCCCGUCACAGCUGAGUCCUCGUGGGAGCCCACCGGACCCUGCUCCCCUCCGGGAGCCAGGACCUCCUGGAGGCCAGAGACAGGCCCUGCCUCCUGGGCAGCCAGCACUUCCUGCCCCAUGCCUGUGCUCAAGCAGUCCUAAUCUGGGGCAGCCCCGUCACUCAGCUGAACUGGGAUCAUGCCCCACAGUUAACAGGAGCUGAGUGUGCCUUCCAGAGCAGCAGACAAGGACAGGCGGCCCCGCCUUUACUGACUGAGUCCCCCGCCUUUACUGACUGCUGUUGUUGUUUCCUUCUCUAGCUGCAUGCCCUCCGAGCUUCACGUGGCCCAGGUGACAUGUCACCAGAAUUCUUAACUGCCCUGUAGCUCAGGCUUCUGAUGUACGAGUGACUACAGUAAGGGGGGCUCGAGCUGUCUCCCAGAAACCUGGAGUCAGCUCCCGCCUAGGUCAGACUGGCUAAGACCAGUUGGGAUGACCAACCCUAAAACUGGGCCUGUGCAGAACACCAAUUACCUCAUCUUUUCUCUGCCUCCAGUCCCCUUUCCCCCGCCUCAGCCCACCCUGCUUCUUUAUCCCAUGAGCAUCUCAAGCCCCUGGUCUUCAGGGAGGCAGAGCUAAGGUUCAUCCUCCCUCUCCUCACUCGGCUGCCUUGAAAAUGAACCUUUCCCUGCUGUAAACCUCGGCUCACAGUGUUUGGCUUGCAGACAAACCUGGUUCAGUGACAAAAUUCUCUUCAUCCUCUGUCGGAGGAUGGCCCGAGGCCACUGCCACCUGCCCCGGAGGCCACUCACCCCACCCCUUUCUCACUCACCCCUCCUCUCACCCUCGUGGGCUCUGACUCCUACUUUACUCCCUGUGCCAUGCUUUGUCCUCCCUUCCAGACUGAGUUCCUUAAGGCAGAACAUGUAUCUCACACACACACACCCCACACUGCUCCUCAUGCACGGGGCAGUGGCUGACCCAGAAGUGCUGCAUGAGUAUAACUGACCUUGUGGAGGACACUGACCCUGAGACCUCACAGCCACGUCAGGGCCACGCCAGCUCGUGGGAGCCUGCACUGACUCAGGGCCAACCUUGUGGGCGAGCUAGAAGGUGCUCGGAGGCGAGGGACAACUUCACGGAGGGCUGGGGCUGGGAUGGUUGGAAAGGGGCAGGGAGAAGGGAGAGCAUUUCAGACUAGUUAGGUGGCUGGAAAGAGAGAGAGGAGACAAAAGAGCGUGCCAGGUAUCGGCCAGAAGUUUCAGGGCAGAAUCACUUAGGAAGAGGAAACCACAGAGGCAAGCAGGGUGGAGAGUGUCCUGGGCUCCUGGGGCUCCCCUCUCCUCCCGGGCCACUGCUUCUUGGCCCUCGGGCCGGCCUGCCAGGCCAGGGCACAGAGCUGCGUCAGCCUCUUCUGAUGGCCAGUGUUGAGCCAAGGCUCUGGGCCCUCGCAGCCAGACUGAGCUACACCUGGACCCCGGCAUUUAGAGCUGUGCUCCAGGCCGGGCACCCCAGGGGCCACACACAGAUGCUCACGUGGGGCCCGGAGGAACGGACACCCCCUGUCCUGCCCCAAAUACGCCAGUAGGGAGCUCACUACCUGUGAGACCCUACAACUCGGGGCUCCAGGUCAUGAGAGAGGGAGGAGCUGCCACAGGGGCCAAAGUCCCUGCCCGGUCCUCACUGGUGGGCGUGGGCCGAGAGGCAGCUCUGCAGACUGCCCGCUGGCUUCUGCUUCUCUGGCUGGUAUGACCCGCUCAGAAGUGCUCACCUUCCUCCACGGAGGCGAGUGACGCCCAUCCCUUUAGUAGCAGCAGUCCCUGGGCCAGGACACAGGAUAGUCACUCCCCACUCAGGUAAUAAAAAAGCACCAACCAUGUGUCUCCCCACUGCUUCCACGUAGAUCUCUAUCCAAACUGCUUCCCAGCGGCCUCUGAGAUUGACACAACUGACCCCAAAUGACCUAGAAAUUCCAUUUCCACCACCAGCAAACACCUAAACACAGCCCAGAUGUGUGUGUGUGUGUCUGAACUCAUGUCAGGUGCAUGGUUCAGGACAGACCAAGGCCCGGAGGCGAGCAUGUGUCCAUGCGGUCCCACCCAUGGGUCUGGAGAUCAGCCUGGAAAGAGCCGCCUAGAGUAGGAGCUGUGUCCACCCAGACUUGAGCCCAAGGCCACCUCACAUGGGUCCCAAAUCAACCAUCAGAGCAGCCAGACAUUUAGCAAAUGGAGACCAGCCUUCGUUCACAGAAGGGAACCAGAAGAGGGAGCAGCUGGUCUAGGUUUCCGUGAUGCUGGGCCUGGACUGGUCCCUGGGCCAGUGACAGCGAGGGCCCUGCUACAGAGGUCCCCGUGGAUAGGGUGGGAAGGUUGGGGCUGCAGGAUGGGGGCUCCUGGACCCAGAGGACAGUGAGCCCCUAAGAGGGCAGAGCAGCGGGGGGUUCAGCACAUCACAAACUCCACGUGCAGGAGAACCGCCAGGGAUCUUGUGAAGGCAGCUUCUUAUUCUAGGGAACCAUGCUCUGCACAUCCAGCAGGCUGCAGGGGAGCCGCCCAGGAUGCUGUGAGUGGCCUCACUGGGAGUCGAGGUCACAGGAGAAUGUGGUCUAGGGGUACAAAGGCUGAGAGGGCCAGGGGUCAUGAAUCUCAUUUAUUCCUGAGUCUGAGCUGCUACCAGACCCAAAUCCAGCCCAAGCCAAGUAGGUGAGCCUGGGGUUCGGGCGGCGUGGGCACUGGAUGCAGAGCCCCCAGGACCCCUGUCGUCCCAGAGUCUGGGCACAGACACAGCCAUGGCAGCCACCAAAGGUUGUCCCCAUCCCUUAGCCCGUGUUUUAUAAAUGCCAGAGGCUGGGCCGAGUGCUCCAAAGAUCACAGGAUCCACGAGGGAGGUGGCACCAAUCUAUUCUACAGAUGAGACACAGUGACCUGCAGGCACUGCUAAGCGACAGGGUUCCUGUUCAGACCCAGGUCUGUCUGACAACAAAGCCCACGGUCUUCACCACCACAUUGUAGUGACACCCAACGAUGGUUUCACCAGCUUCUGAAAUCUGCACGUGGUUAGUGAUGGCAGCCCCGCACACACCCAGAGUCCCAAAGGGAGGUGCCUCAGAUUUUGCCAGGCUAGCGGGUUCCAAGGCACGCACCUCAGAAACCCCGCGUUCUCCCUGGGCCCACGUCAAAUCCUCUACAGGGACUGACUUCCACUUCCUCCGUGUGCGUUCUUAACUGCUUCUAAAACUGAAAAGUAAAAAAGUACAUUCAAAGACGUAACAGUCAACAUACAAAUCGCUGGAUGUCACCAAAGUCUUCGCUUCAACUGCUAGCUUAGUAUAUCUUAAUGUAGACUCCAAAAUAACUCUCCUGCCCUCUCUAAUUUUGAAAUUUCCUGAUUGCAAACCAAGACACAUCUAAACUUUGGGAACUUGCAAUGGUUCAUCUGCAUGACUGUGGACUUUUCUCAAUAAUGUGCCACCGACCCAGACAAGUGAGAAGCUGGCCAGUGCCGUCCACCCCACCUCAGAACGCCCGUCGGGUCUGUCAGAAGAGCCCUGCCAUCUCGCUGGACACUCACAGGAAGUUAGUUUAAGAAAUCUGAACCGAGAAAAUAAGGUACUCCUGGAAGGCGCCUUUUCUCCACUUCCCGUGCUGCCUCCACGUGGGAUUUGGUCGGCAGGACUUCUCCCUUCUCAAAGGGCCUGUGUGCCUGUGAAUCACGUCUGAGCUGAGACUCUCAGCCGGCUCUGCGCAGUCCCAGCCCUGCCUCUCGGGUGAAGUUCUGGGUCUCUGCCACUUUUGUGAAGAGGGCCUGUUGUUUCCCCAGCGCGGGCAGCGUCUCUGGGGAAAACACCGCAGCAUUUCCGUGUUGGAGGUGCUCCCGGCCCGGCCCACCUGUCUGUCCCCAUGCAGGAGGGUCGGCCCCAGAACUUGCAGCUCUGCCCAGUCCCGCCCUGCAUUCCUUCCUUCCUCGUGUUGACAGCCCAGCCUCCCAACCGGCCCCCAGUUUUCCAAGCUCUGCUCUGGUAUCAGGAAGCUGAGGACUGAUUCAAAGCCAUCCCCUCCACCCCCUUAAUCACUGCAGAGCAGGCUUACCUGCUGUCGGCUUCACCCCGAGGGCCAUGACCUGUUGCAGAGGCUAAGAUGGCAUUAGCAGCCCAGAGUGCAAGCUUCCUGUCUCUUUCUGGGGCAGCUUGAAACACUUCACCCACAGCCCACCUGAGACAGAAGCGCCCCUUCCUGGAGAACCUCCCUCACUGCUCCCUCCACACUCUCAUGAACAACAUGGAAAGCGAUCUUGAUUUUCAUUAAAUGUUUCGAGUAUA